GUGAGAUUUACAAGACAGACUCCUCCUUCUAACGGACAUAUUUGUUUCGCGCAAGUCAGAUCUUUGGUCGCAUUGCGUGUCUCUAUGAUUUCAACUUCACAUUUGUAAUAUAUUUAUUUCCAUGGCGCCAAAAAGAGGCAGUGGCCAGGCGGUGCCUGCCGAGUUGUCAUUAGUUCACCUCAAGAACUGCUUGGUCAAUCUGCCGUCCUCUUUGGAGUCUCUACUUGUUAAUACCAAUACUGUGGCGCAAAAUGUCAUUGUCGAACUUAGCUACAAGGAAAUGCCCCCGCCAUCCGCCACCGGCGACAAGGCGGAACCGACACAGAAAUCGAUAUAUGUUGGAUGGACAGGUAUGCCGAGUAGGCGGAAGCUUGCACCAAUAGUUAGCAAAGACGGCAUAAGCGGGACACGAGGCAAUGCCUCCGGUCGAGAGCAAGAAAUCCCACUUGUUGAGAUAGAUGCAACAUUCGGUCAAACUCUCGGCUUGUCAGAUGGGCAGAAAGUCACAGCAAGCCUUCAUCUCGACCCUCCGCUCUCUCACACGGUAAACAUAGAGCCGCUUACCUCGGCCGAUUGGGAGAUUAUAGAACUCCAUGCCACAUUCCUCGAACUGAACUUUCUGUCUCAAAUAAGAGCACUACCCAAUCCAACCUAUGUGUCGGCCAAUGGUCAGUCAACAAAACCGCAGGCUCUCACCGUACAUCUCUCUCCAAAUUCGACCGCAAAUAUCAUAGUUACAGGUCUCACUCCUGCGCUACCAUCGACUUCGCCCUUUGCCAAAAUUGCGCCAGAUGCAGAAGUCUUCGUGGCUCCAAAGGCCAGAACUUCAACUCGCGCGACUAGCAGAGAGAACCGCAGUAGUGCCGGAGCAUCCAGAAGAAGCGCAGGCGGCAGGAGUGGCGCAAGCACUGCUCGACAAAAGGCCGAGAGAGAGGCGGAAGCGCGGCCUUCGAUAUUAUUCCGCGGCCUCGACAGAAGCCAAUGCGAUGAUUGGUUCCAGGAGGACGAGAAGCAAAGCCCCCAGAGUUUAACUGUCUGGGUGGACAGUGAAGUCAUACAAGGCAAGAACCUGCGCGGGGUCUCCUACGUUUGUGUUACGGUGAUUAAACCCGCUGGCCUCGACGCACCGGUGGAUCCUCAGAAGCAGCAGCAAGAUGCCGAGGCAGCUGGUGAAGCAGGGAAACCCACACAUAAAGUCGUUGCUAAACUGGCCGAAUGGGACGACCCACCGGACAGUCGUCAUAUUGCGUUAUCAUCUACACUAUGCGCAUCACUGGGUUGUGCUGGGUUUGUGGGAGGUCUGGUCAAGAUUGAACCAGCACCCCAGCAGAUGCCGCUUCCACAGCAUAUCCGCAGAGAAUCAGGGUCCGAACAAAACAGCUCCACUCAAAAGCUAAUGAUUUACCCAUUUAUUUCACCCAACACCAAACGAUCUGACGGUAUCAGAUUCGGGGGAGAGUCUAAAGCUGAGCGGGAAGAGGCUGCAAAGCGCAUUCUCAACGCUUAUGGCAGGCUAGUUCCUGGGGGAGGUCUGCUUGAUGGGCCGCUCACAGAUGGGUUAGUCUUGCCCCCACAUACAGACCUUACGAGGUCCUCGUCAUGGGAGGGCGGAUUAAUACGUUUUGACCCAUCGGUACAACCGGGGGAGGCAGGAAGCCAGCCAUGGGGGUGGAUUAUCGGAUCUGGGCGCAAAUUUUCAAUCGACAUCCAAAAUCCGAUACCACAACCAGGAUCUCUUUCUGGCAGCGAUGCUAUUGGAGAGUCCUUAUCAGCGGAAGCUCCUCAAUUAGUCGGCAUUGAUGCUUUACAGUCCCAGCUACAAUCUCACCUCACGCAUUUAUCGGGAGUACUCCUUACCGGAGGCCUCGGUGCUGGGAAAAGCUCUGUUGCGCAGCUACUGGCACACAAACUACAAGCCGAAAAUUUGUUCCAUACAACUUAUUUCCCCUGUCGGAAAUUGGUCACAGAUGAAACCCGCGUGGCUACGAUUAAAGAGACUCUUACCCGUGUCUUUAUGGAUGCGGGCUGGGGUGCACGCCUUGGAGGUCAGUCUUUAGUCAUUCUGGAUGACUUGGACAGACUGUGCCCUGCAGAAACAGAGCUAGAAGUAGGCAGCGAGAACGGUCGCAGCAAACAGAUUAGCGAGAUUAUCUGCUCGAUUGUGAAGCAAUACUGCGGCCAAAAUACUGGAGUUGUUUUGCUAGCAACUGCCCAAGCAAAGGAGUCUCUUAAUAACGUUAUUGUUGGUGGACAUGUGGUGAGAGAAAUUCUUAGCUUGAAGGCGCCGGACAAAGAAGCGAGGCGGAGAGUCAUGGAGAUGGUUGUCAACCAAAACGUAGUGGAUAACACAAAGGACUGCGAUGACGAUGCAAACACGGGUAGUCGGCCGCCUACUGCUGAUGGCGAGACGGACGAAGAAGACGCCGGCGGUUGGAUGGCCGUCGCAUCAUCGUCUAAAAAGUCUGGGUUGGCUUCUGAGAACACUGAAGGGUUUGUCCUUGGUCGCGAAGUCGACUUUUUAGACCUUGCAGGCCAGACAGACGGAUACAUGCCUGGUGAUCUUGUCUUGCUCGUAUCGCGGGCACGGAACGAUGCACUCAUUCGGUCCGUUUCAGAAACGUCGUCCACGAUCCAAUUGGGCAAAGUGGACUUCCAGAGCGCGCUGAAGGGAUUUACUCCGGCUUCUCUUCGUAACGUUACUCUGCAGACCUCUACAACUACUUUCGACUCUAUCGGUGGUCUCCACGAGACACGCAAGAUCUUGCUCGAAACCCUUCAGUACCCAACCACUUAUGCCCCGAUUUUUGCGCAGUGCCCUCUUCGACUCCGUUCCGGUCUCCUCCUUUACGGAUAUCCCGGAUGUGGCAAGACGAUGCUCGCAAGUGCAGUGGCAGGUGAAUGCGGCCUCAACUUCAUCAGUGUCAAGGGCCCUGAGAUUCUUAACAAGUACAUUGGUGCUUCGGAGAAGUCCGUCCGCGACCUGUUUGAUCGCGCUGAGGCAGCAAGGCCAUGCGUCCUCUUCUUUGACGAGUUUGAUUCCAUUGCACCAAAGCGUGGCCAUGAUUCUACGGGUGUUACAGACCGCGUGGUCAACCAGCUGUUGACACAGAUGGAUGGCGCAGAGGGCUUGUCUGGGGUGUACGUUCUUGCGGCCACUUCCAGACCUGAUCUGAUCGACCCCGCCUUGUUGCGUCCAGGUCGUUUGGACAAGUCGCUUAUUUGCGAUUUGCCAACAUACGACGACCGUAUCGAUAUUCUCCGCGCUCUUGGAAAGAAAUUGAAGCUCUCCAACGAGGUGAUCGACGGGCCUGAAGGCGGUCUUCGUGAGAUCGCACAUCGCACGGAAGGAUACUCAGGCGCUGAUCUACAAGCCCUGGUAUCAAAUGCGCAGUUGGAAGCUAUUCACGACGUCCUAGGUGACCAAGAUCACACCACUCCAAGCAAAGCAAAUAAUAAGCGUGGUGCGAAAACGGGCGUAUCGCCCACGUCUGCGAAAUCCUUUAUCCAAUUCCGCUACGGAGAAGCAGAGAACGAGGCGGAGGUCGAAGCUCGUGCCACCGCAGGGUUGAACCGCUCCAAGGCGCUCGCGGAACAGGCAGCUAUCACCGCUAAACUUGUUGCACUUAAACUUGCCAAGAAGAAGCAGAAGUUGGCGCAGCGGGGAAAUCUUGGGAAGGACAAGGCUGAUGGCGAGCCAGAGGAGAAGGAGCAUAAGGAGGUGACGAUCGGGUGGAAGCACAUUGUGAAGGCGUUAGAGGGUACGAGAGCGAGUAUCAGCAAGGACGAGAGACGGAGAUUGGAGAAGAUCUACAGGGAGUUUGUAGUGGGUAGGAACGGGGAGAUGCCUAAUGGGCAGGGCCCGACUGAGGUUGGCGGAAGGAGUAGUUUGAUGUAAAGGCAUGUAAAUCUAUACUACAUACAGGAUAUGACAUUUACGAUAUCUAAUUCAAUUUUGCGGA
Molecule: messenger RNA, 3959 nt
Organism: Pseudogymnoascus destructans
Lineage: Eukaryota; Fungi; Ascomycota; Leotiomycetes; Thelebolales; Thelebolaceae
Gene: PEX1
Product: Peroxisome biosynthesis protein pex1
Exons: 2
Coding region: 122-3895 (1257 amino acids)
Biological process (GO): protein import into peroxisome matrix
Cellular component (GO): peroxisome; peroxisomal membrane; cytosol
Molecular function (GO): ATP binding; ATP hydrolysis activity
Source: RefSeq, a predicted model, not a curated record